AGAAAGAAGAAGCACAGCAGCCGUGGCCGAGCUGCGCUGGAUAAUACAAACGCGCUUGGGACGUAACACGAUUUUUGAGGCUACGUUUAUUCACAGAAAACUUCUGCGGUUCCGGAGCCAUUGCCCAUUUUUCGCCUUUGUAAAGGAUGUAUUUUUGUUAAAGACCAUCUUCAGGCGUUGGAAACGUUUCCAUCGAAAUGGAAGGGAAUAUCCCAUGGAUUAUUUUGGCGUUUUUGUUGCUUAUACAUCUGUGUGAAGGUUUCCGAUGCAUGGAUAAAAACAGGCCGUGUGAGAACGGAGGGACGUGUAUAGAAUCAUCUUCAAAAUGCAUAUGCCGACCUGGAUAUAUAGGCCCUCUUUGUCAAUUCCUGGAUCCCUGUCAUCGGAUUCAGUGUCUCAAUGGAGGAGCGUGCAAGAGCCAAGUGGUCAAUGGUAUUGCACAAUACAGCUGUGUGUGCCAGAGAGGCUUCAGAGGCCAAGACUGUUCUCUAAUAGAUGCCUGUGCCACAAGUCCCUGUGCCAAUGGGGCGCGCUGUGUUAAUUGGAAUAAUCACUACAACUGCUCCUGUCCACCUGGCUUUCAAGGCAAGAACUGUCGCAAUGAUAUAGAUGAGUGCAGGAAGCCAGGUGCCUGCCUCAAUGGAGGCCUCUGCAUGAACACUCAUGGGUCAUUCCGAUGUCAAUGCCCACACGGGUACAGUGGGCGCACAUGUGAAAUACCCAUCAUCCCCUGCUCUCCAUCCCAGUGCCUCAACGGUGGCACAUGUCGACAAACCAGUGACCUCACCUAUGAGUGUGCAUGUUUGCCAGGCUUUGAGGGACACAACUGUGAGAAUAAUGUGGACGAUUGCCCAGGCCAUAAGUGCAUGAAUGGAGGGAAAUGUGUAGAUGGUGUCAACACCUACAACUGUCAAUGCCCGCCAGAAUGGACAGGACAGUAUUGUGCGGAGGACGUAAAUGAAUGUCUCAUGCAGCCUAAUGCCUGCCACAAUGGUGGCACCUGCUUCAACAUCAUUGGAGGACAUACCUGUGUGUGUGUGAACGGCUGGACUGGAGACGACUGCAGCGAGAACAUCGACGACUGCGCCACAGCAGUGUGCUUCAAUGGAGCUACAUGCCACGACCGUGUGGCCUCUUUCUUCUGCGAGUGCCCUGUGGGGAAGACCGGUUUGCUAUGUCACCUUGACGAUGCUUGUGUCAGUAACCCGUGUAAUGAAGGUGCUGUGUGUGACACUAACCCUCUGAAUGGUCGAGCCAUUUGCACCUGUCCCGCUGGCUUUGUGGGAGGAGCCUGCAACCAGGACAUGGAUGAGUGUUCUAUUGGAGCAAACCCCUGUGAGCAUUUUGGAAAAUGUGUCAACACAGAAGGCUCUUUCCAGUGUCAGUGUGGCCGCGGAUACACAGGACCUCGAUGUGAAAUAGAUAUCAAUGAAUGUCUUUCUAUGCCCUGCCAAAAUGAUGCAACUUGCCUGGAUCGCAUUGGAGAGUUCACCUGCAUCUGUAUGCCAGGAUACAUGGGAACAUACUGUGAAGUUGACAUAGAUGACUGUGAGAGCAACCCAUGUGUAAAUGAUGGCAUCUGUCGAGACAUGGUUAAUGGCUUCACAUGCACCUGUCAGCCAGGCUUCACUGGCACCAUGUGUCAGAUCGACAUCGAUGAGUGUGCAAGUACACCGUGCCAGAAUGGAGCCAAAUGCUACGACCGGCCCAAUGGCUUUGAGUGCCGCUGUGCUGAAGGUUAUGAGGGCACACUGUGUGAGAGUAACAUUAACAACUGCCAGCCUGACCCCUGCCAUCAUGGGACAUGCAUUGAUGGCAUUGCCAGCUACACCUGCAACUGUGAUGCAGGUUAUACUGGGUAUCGCUGUGAGAACCAGCUCAAUGAGUGCCACAGCAACCCCUGUCAAAAUGGAGGCAAGUGUGUGGACCUGGUCAACAAGUACAUGUGUCAAUGUCAACAUGGGACCUCAGGCACAAACUGUGAAAUAAACUUUGAUGACUGUGCUAGUAAUCCAUGUGAUUAUGGUAUUUGCAAGGAUGGCAUUAAUCGUUACGACUGUGUUUGCAAACCUGGCUUUACAGGCCCCAAAUGCAAAGUGGAGAUAGACGAGUGUGCAUCCAGCCCCUGUAGAAAUGGAGGUACAUGUGUGGAUGAGGAGAAUGGCUUCCACUGCCAGUGCCCAGAAGGGUUCAAGCCCCCAUACUGUUACUCCCAAGUGGAUGAGUGCGGAAGUAGCCCUUGUGUCCAUGGUACCUGCAGGGAUGACAUCAAUGGCUAUCGAUGUGAUUGUGAACCUGGUUGGGUGGGAAAGAACUGCGAUCUAGACCGGAACGAUUGUUUGCCUAGUCCUUGUCAGAACGCUGGCACCUGUAUUGAUCAACUCAAUGGUUUUAGCUGCAAAUGUCGACAAGGCUUUAGAGGUAAUCUUUGCCAGGUGAAUAUCAAUGAGUGUGCAUCCAGCCCUUGUCUAAACAAAGGGACUUGUGUGGAUGGUGUGGCCAGUUUCACCUGCAUCUGCGAGCCCCCCUACAGUGGUCCUACUUGUGCAGAAGUUCUCACUCCUUGCUCCCCAAACCCCUGUGCCAAUAAUGCCAUAUGCACCCAUACCGCUGACUACUUGGGCUAUCAGUGUAAAUGCCAGCAAGGAUGGCAAGGCCAACUUUGUAACAACGAUAUCAAUGAGUGUGUUAGCAAUCCUUGUAAGAAUCGUGGGACGUGCACAAAUACACUCGGUGGCUUCAUGUGUUCAUGUAGAGGUGGCUUCACAGGGCCAAACUGUGAAACGGACAUCAACGACUGUUCUCCAAACCCCUGUUUGAAUGGAGGUUCCUGCACGGAUGGGGUGAAUUCAUAUCACUGUAGUUGCCUGCCAGGAUUCACAGGCCCUCGCUGUGCCUUGGAGAUCAACGAAUGUCAAAGUUCCCCUUGCAAAAAUGGAGCCACAUGCAAAGACUACGUUAACUCUUAUACUUGCACAUGCAGGCCUGGUUUUACCGGCAUCCACUGUGAAACGAACAUCCCUGACUGCACGGAAAGCUCAUGCUUUAAUGGAGGGACAUGCACAGACAAAAUCAAUGGUUACGCCUGCACUUGCCGCUCUGGGUUCACUGGCUCUCACUGUCAGUAUGAGGUGAAUGAGUGCGACUCCCAGCCCUGUCUGAACGGAGGCAUAUGCCAGGACGCACUUGAGUCUUUCCGCUGUUCUUGUCCCAAGGGCUACACUGGCAACCGUUGCCAGACUCCAGUCGACUGGUGUAGACGAUCCAAUCCCUGUCAAAAUGGAGGCCGCUGCCGACAAAGAGAUGCUACCUUCAGCUGUGAUUGUACAGGUGGUUGGUCUGGACGUUAUUGUGACAUCCCUAAGGUCUCAUGUGAGACAGCAGCACGCCAAAGAGGUAUUCAAACAGAUGAACUCUGCUACCAUGGUGGUCACUGCGUCAACACAGGCAUCGCUCACUUUUGUAAAUGUCCCGCUGACUACACUGGCAGUUACUGUGAAAGCCAAGUGGAUCACUGUGAGGACAAACCCUGCCACAAUGGCGCCACCUGUAGGGGAUAUGUGGGAGGAUACCAGUGUGAUUGUAUGCCAGGCUACACCGGACAGAACUGUGAGAUUGAGAUCAAUGAAUGCCAGUCUCAUCCAUGCCAGAACGGAGGCACCUGCAUUGAUCUGGUGGGACAUUACAUUUGCUCCUGCCCUCCUGGGACAUUAGGUGUGCUUUGUGAGAUCAAUGAAGAUGACUGUGCCCCACCCCUGAGGCUGCGCAAUGCCCCUCCAAAGUGUUUGAACAAUGGAACCUGUGUGGACCGAGUGGGGGGCUAUCGCUGUAACUGCCCUCCUGGAUUCACUGGAGAGAGGUGUGAGGGUGACAUAAAUGAGUGUCUCUCCAAUCCCUGCAGUCCCUCCAACAGUCUGGACUGCAUCCAACUACCCAAUGACUACCUUUGUGUCUGCAAGCCAGGAUACACAGGUCGGAGAUGUCAAAACCGAUUUAGUGUGUGUGAGUCUCACCCUUGUCAAAAUGGAGGGGCUUGUUCUAUAUCAGGCAGCUCUGCAUUAGGAUACGCAUGCACUUGUCAACUGGGUUAUACUGGUCCUAACUGUGAGAGAAGCAUGUCUUGUCGGGAGCUUUCUUGCUACAAUGGAGGAAGUUGUGCCCUGACCACACGAGGAGCACGUUGUACAUGUCUGUCAGGUUACGGGGGACCCCAGUGUCAGCAUCGCACCAAUGAAGGCUGUUCAUCUAAGCCCUGCCAAAACGAUGGACUGUGCACAGAGGAGACCAGUUUCCCCUACUUUCACUGUCAGUGCCGCAGUGGGUUUAAAGGGAAACGUUGUGAGCAGGUCAGCACCGUGGCCGAGCCCCCAGUACCUUCGUGCCCUCUGACCGACUGUCACAGCAAAGCCAAUGACGGCGUCUGUGAUAAAGAGUGUAAUUCCCAUGCGUGCCAGUGGGAUGGAGGGGACUGCUCUCUCAGAGUGAACCCCUGGGCGCGCUGUCCAGAUCCUCGUUGCUGGCGUCUUUUCAACAACAGCCAGUGUGAUGAAUUCUGUAACAACGCUGACUGCCUUUUUGACAACUUUGACUGCCGAAAGGAAAAAGUGUGCAACCCCUUGUAUGAGUCUUAUUGUAUUGCCCACUACGCUGAUGGCCAGUGUGACCAGGGCUGCAACAUGGAGGAGUGUGGUUGGGACGGCAUGGACUGUGCGCAGACAGUGCCUGAGCAAACGGCUGAUGGUGUAUUGGUCCUGAUUGUCCUUCUACCACCUGAGCAGCUCAUGCGCACACAAACAGCUUUCCUGCAAAAGUUGAGUGCCAUUCUGCACACUACUUUGCGUUUCCAAGUGGACAACAAUGGUGAAGCCAUGAUUCGUCCGUACACCCGAUGGAAGUCCCGCAUCAAGCGAGAAUUACAGCCACAGGAGGAAGUCAUUGGCUCAAUUGUAUACUUGGAAAUAGACAUUCGUCUGUGUCCAAAGGAAAAUGAAGACUGUAUCAAAUCAGCUGAUAGUGCUGCAGAAUACUUAGGGGCACUUAGUGCAACAGAUAUGCUCCCGUUUCCUUACCCUCUCAAAGAAGUCAGCGUAAAAAAGGCAUCUUCCCCUGAUGUUCUACCUCAGUGGGUCAAGUUGAUGCUGGUUGGUUCAGCCUCCCUCUUCCUCUUGGUGAUCCUGGUCAUCGGCAUGUUGAUCGCCCGUAGAAAGAGAGAGCACAGCACUCUGUGGUUCCCAGAAGGAUUCUUCCUUAAGAAAGAGCCAAGCAGCAACAAGAAUCGGAGGGAACCUGUUGGCCAGGAUGCCUUGGGAUUGAAACACAUUCCCAAAACAGUAGAAGAAUCUCUCCUUGGAGAUCACAGUGAGCAAUGGAUUGACUCAGACUGCCCAGAAGCAAAAAGACUUAAGGUCGAGGAGCCAAGUAUGCUCUCAGACAGUGAAGAUGCAGUAGACAGCAGACAAUGGACCCAACACCACCUUGCAGCUGCAGACAUCCGUGUGCCUCCAACUAUGGCCCUAACUCCGCCUCAGGGAGAAUUUGAAAGUGACUGUAUGGAUGUAAAUGUACGAGGACCAGAUGGCUUCACCCCUCUGAUGUUGGCAUCGUUUUGUGGUGGAGGCCUUGAGUCAGAGGUGGCAGAAGAAGAGGAAAGUGAGGAGUGUUCGGCCAACAUCAUCUCUGACCUCAUCUACCAGGGCGCAUCCCUCGCUGCGCAAACUGAUCGCACAGGCGAGACAGCACUGCACCUGGCUGCUCGCUACGCCCGUGCUGAUGCUGCUAAGAGGCUCCUGGAUGCUGGAGCAGACGCCAACGCACAGGACAACACUGGGCGGACACCUCUCCAUGCAGCAGUGGCUGCAGAUGCACAGGGGGUCUUCCAGAUUUUAAUUAGAAACAGGGCUACUGAUCUGGACUCCCGCAUGUACGAUGGCUCCACUGCUCUCAUCUUAGCUGCCAGGUUAGCAGUAGAGGGUAUGGUAGAGGAACUUAUCACAUGCCAUGCUGAUGUUAAUGCGGUCGAUGAAUUAGGUAAAUCUGCACUUCACUGGGCAGCAGCAGUGAAUAAUGUAGAUGCCACUGUGGCAUUGCUGAAGAAUGGUGCAAACAAAGAUAUGCAAGAUCUCAAGGAGGAGACCCCUCUGUUUCUGGCUGCACGUGAGGGAAGCUGUGAGGCUGUGAAGGUGCUCCUGGCUCACUUUGCUAAUCGUGAAAUCACAGAUCACAUGGACAGACUGCCCCGGGACAUUGCACAGGAGCGCAUGCACCACGACAUAGUGCAGCUUCUGGAUGAGUACAACACAGUGAGAAGUCCUCAGGGCCAUGGAGGGGCUGGACACCACCUGCCUGGGGCACACACACUCUCUCCUCUCAUGUGCCCUCCAAGUGCCUUCCUCCCAAGUCUGAAAACCACCCCUCAAGGAAAGAAGAACCGCCGACCCGGAUCAAAGGGCUCAGGCCUAGGAGGCCAACAUAGUAGUCUGAAGGAGUCUGUGAAAGCACGCAAUAAGAAGUUAACCUUAGACAUGCAGAGUGCAUUACUGGAGAGUUCAGUCACUCUGUCCCCUGUUGACUCUCUGGACUCGCCCCAUGGAGGAACAAGCAAUGCUGGCUACAUCACCAACCCCACAUCACCAGUGGCUAUGCCUUCUCCAGGCCUCUUCCACUCAUCUAUGUCUGUGCCAACCACCCCGAUGGUGCACAGUAGCCUAAUGGAUGGAGCUGGCCCCUUUGCGGUAUCUCUGGCACAGCUCAAUGACCUGGGAACUGGGGGCAUGUCCCUGCAGGGUCGUGUGUCCAUGCCCUCUGAUGUUAACCAUGGCUUUGUGCUGAGUUCAGGUCAGAUGGGGCUCAACAUGGGCAUGGUCAGCCCGGUCAGUGUGCCCUUUGACUGGCACAGUCGGAUGCCUCCGUCCUCUCAAUGUGGUCAGCAGGUUGUGAAUCUGGUCCAUAGCAGUCAGGCAGGCAUGCACCCGCAGAGCCCUGCACUUCAGCAACAGAACAUGAUGCUCCACCAGCAGAUGUACCGCAGCUCCAUGCUCCAGCCCACACCGGUCAGUGCUGCUCCCUCCAUCAGUCCAGUCAAACUGGCCUCUAUCGCAGAGCACCAGCAGCAGCUGAUCAGUCUGACCACAUCCACACCCCCCACACCCCAGAGCUCUCAGCCUGCCCCCUCCUUCUUUCAACAGCAGGCACAGCAGAUGUCUCAGCCGCCUGCACAACAGCAGCCACAGACUCAGCCGGCACAAACCUCCACUCCAAUAACACAGACCCCACAGCCACUGCCCCCACAGCCCAGUGCGAGUACUGCAGGGACAGAGGACUAUCCCACCCCUCCCUCUCAACAUAGCUACACUUCUGCACUGGAUACGACGCCCAAGCAUUACCUCCGUUUGCCCAGUGAGCAUCCCUACCUGACGCCCUCCCCUGAGUCCCCCGAGCCCUGGUCCAGCCCCUCUCCUCAGUGUGUUUCUGAUUGGUCAGAUUCUACCCCCAGUCCAGCGGUCGCUGGUGCGGCUCAGACCCAAAUUUCCCAACUCCCAGAGGCCAAUGGAAAGAUGCAAGUGUUUGCAUGAAGCCCCUAAACACCUGUGUAAAAAGGACACUGGCAAAAAUGUGUGACUGGCUUCUGGCCCGUCCGUGUUUAUAUGUGUCAGCCUGUUUCCAAGAUUUUCAUUGGAUUUGGAUUGACUGUAUUGUGAGGACCGUCUGCUAAUGAUGAUUGCAGAGAAAAAUGUAAAGGGAAAAGUGUGUUGCCUGGUAAAGUAACAGGCAAUUAAUGAAGUAAUUCUGUCACAGAUGGACUUGUUUUUUAUUAUAAAAAAUAUAUGAAGAAACUUAAGUCUUUAAUUUCAAAGACUUAGGAAUGUUUUCCUGAAACUAACAUUUACAAGUAGAAAGAAAAAAUUAAAUGUUGAAGGGAAUUCAUUUAUUUUUAUUUAUUAUGUUUUUAUUUUCUUUUUAAACAUUUUAGGUGGAAUCUAUCUUUCUGUCCUGGUAACAAUUCAAAUGUGCAUAAACUCCUUUGAUACAGACUGACUACAUUUCUGAGCAAACGUGGCUUCCAUAACAUUUAUUUAGGGCAGUUAAUUGAAAGAGAAUAUCCACCUGAGUUUAUUUAUUUAGGCCUUCAAACUUGGUCGAAAUGUUAACCAGGUUCUAGCAAAUAUAUAAAAGUAGCCAAGCAUUAGUGAUACUUUCUGACUUAAUUGAACUGUGGUAAUUAUUUACUUUCCAUAUGAGUAUUAUGAGUAAGAAUGUACAUCAGCGUCUUUAAAGCACUUCAAGUGACCAGCCUGUGGGUCUGUGUGGGUCCAACAAUAUUCUUCAAUGCAUAUUUAUCAUAAAAGGGUGGCACUGAAGCUAUCACUUUCCUUUUGACUUUUGUAAGACUUCCAACAACAAAAUGUAGCAUCUCACUGAGGGCUUUCUAACAUAGUCUACUGCCAGCCCAGACAUCAUUAAGUUUGUGAUUAUUCACUUAGCAUUGGUCUGCUUACAGAGUCAGCUUGUCACUGCCUUUUUGGUUUUGUUUUCAUUUUUUAUACUUGUAUAUUUGUGAAAUCUGUGGAUACAUUAUAACAUACUCAGAUGUACUAAGCUAAACUUAUACAGCUGCUAUUUUAUAUCAUUUUCCUGCCUAAAGGCUGAGUCUGUCAAAUGGCGACAUUGUUUUAGGCCCAUGUCAUGUCCCUCUAUGGACUAAAACUAACAUUCCUAGGUUCCUGUAGCUGAGGUGGUCUCGGGUGGGUUGCAGUGGGGUGAUGGCUGCUGGUCUCUGUCUGCUUGUGCCCGGUCACUCCUCAGGGAGGUCUUUUAUGGCAUGCAGGGGGCGCUCUCUGCAUCUACAGCAGCUGUCCAGGACCAUAAAGUCUGCUUCUAAACUUUUAAGUUAGUGAAGGGCACAACGCUGCUAUGUAGUGCUGCAUCCUUUGGCUUUAACAUAAGUUUAGGAGGGCACUUGUUUCCCCACUGCCGCUACCUGAGACUAGUUAAAGCCAUAGUUUUUCUUGAUAGAUUUCUAAACAUAUAGAGAAGGACAUUACUGAUGUGGCAGCCUGCUAUCACAACCUGUAAGUGUCAUUGUUUUAUUUCACCCUGCACUAGAUUGUCUGAGCUGGGAACCACACUAUAUGUUGUUGUUGUUGUUCACAUUUCAUUGCAGACUGUGCACUCUGAGUGGUUAUGUUUUUUGUACAUUUCAACAACCCAUUUCUGUUGUAAAUAUGAUUGUUUUGGGUAGUUCUUUGCUUAAGAAGUCUUAUGCCUCUAAAAUGAUUAUGUACUAAUAAGAACAAAAAUAAAAUGUACUUCUUUUAGCAUUA
This is a messenger RNA of Periophthalmus magnuspinnatus, 9320 nucleotides long. It is a transcript of the gene notch3, whose product is annotated as notch receptor 3. Lineage: Eukaryota; Metazoa; Chordata; Actinopteri; Gobiiformes; Gobiidae. Gene Ontology annotation, molecular function: calcium ion binding; signaling receptor activity; Notch binding. The record is from RefSeq and is a predicted model, not a curated record. The transcript has 33 exons. The coding region runs from base 198 to 7571 and encodes 2457 amino acids. Gene Ontology annotation, cellular component: membrane. Gene Ontology annotation, biological process: Notch signaling pathway; cell differentiation; regulation of DNA-templated transcription.